Messenger RNA from Suillus fuscotomentosus, 2508 nucleotides. RefSeq lists its product as uncharacterized. Gene Ontology annotation, molecular function: zinc ion binding; RNA polymerase II cis-regulatory region sequence-specific DNA binding; DNA-binding transcription factor activity, RNA polymerase II-specific. The transcript has 10 exons. NCBI's taxonomy places the organism in Eukaryota, Fungi, Basidiomycota, Agaricomycetes, Boletales, Suillaceae. The record is from RefSeq and is a predicted model, not a curated record. The coding region runs from base 1 to 2508 and encodes 835 amino acids. Gene Ontology annotation, biological process: positive regulation of transcription by RNA polymerase II; negative regulation of transcription by RNA polymerase II.
AUGCCGUCCAUAGUCAACCUCAAGUUCAAGGGUAACAAGUCCUUUGUUGCUUUUAGCAACUUGAGCGACACCGAGUCACUCACAAAAACUUGGAAGGUAUGCACUAAAGUCGCUUCAUAUCUCGAGCAGGGCCAACGCCUCGAGAAUCUUUCUUGGCGACUUUGGCACUUGCAAAACCUAAUGGUCGACACCGACAAUGCAAAGUCCAAACGCGAAUUCAAGAAGUUGUCAAAGAACAUGGGUGACAAACUCGACAAAGAGAAGGGCCGUGCUAUUGAAUCUCUCGAAGCACCCGACUUCAAAAGAAACGCUUCAACUGACCUCAUCCGUCAACGCGCAGUCGAACGCGAACGUUCCCGAGAGGCUUCCCAGAACGCCCGGCCCGGUACCAUUAAGCGAAUGCAGUUUACAUUCAGUAUCGACGCUCCCCCCGGCUCAUUCCCUGCAACUUCAUCUUCAUCCUACACCUUCUCUGGCGAAGGCUCCACCCCCACCAAGCCAGACCUCAGGCCUAGCGUUGAGUUCAGAGAGGGUCGCAGGCGCAGGAGAGGUGACGGAUCCUCUGUCACUAAUCAUGCCUCUUCCGACUCCGCAUCCAACCAGAACGAUAUUUCUUCCUCUACCACUAACGACUCAUCUUACGAAAAAUUUGCCGCCUCGUAUGAAAAACUUCACUUCCCUCCCAUCUUCAGUACUUCGUUCGGUCCGACUGCUAUCCUCUACUCUACCCCCACCCUAUCUAACCCCAUGAGCUACGGGGAAGGUGUCAGCGGUGGCUGCGCAACUGGUUUUAGCAUUUACCGUCCGACUAUCGAACUUCCCCUAGACGAACUUUUAGGCGAGGACGGCAACGGUAAUAAUGUCCCCACCCAACCCGAGGGCGAGUCCCUCCUUGGCGGGUCUGCAGCAGCAGCUUCUGCUGAACAAGACGUUCUCAUGAGCGAUUCUCGUCAGCAGCAGCAACCUCAACCUUCUACUCCUGAUCCGUUUCCGGUCCCGCAAGUUCCUUCUCACUCUCAUACUCACGCUCAAUCGCACCCGCGUACUCGUGGCAAGGACCGUUCCAGCAAGACGCCCACAAAUCGUCCUGUACUAACUGUACAAACGUCUGCCACUAAGAAGACUGGUAAAGCUGGACGGCGUGCUUCUGGGAGCGUGAAGAGAAAAGCAACACUUACCGCUCCCGGCGGCGUCAAGGCUGAGUGUAGCAAUUGCGGCGCUACCCAUACCCCGCUAUGGCGAAGAGGUUUGAACGACGAAUUGAAUUGCAACGCUUGCGGUCUGUAUUGCAAAUUGCAUAAACGUCCGCGUCCAAAGUCCAUGCGUGCUAGUCAUGGAGAAGGACGACGCGGUGGUGCGUCGUCUUUGGCUUCUGCGUUGUCCACGUUCGCCCAAUGCUACAACUGUCACACGACUGCAACCCCUUUGUGGAGGAAGGACGAUGAAGGCAAGACCGUUUGCAACGCAUGCGGCCUCUACUACAAGCUUCACGGCUCUGCUCGUCCCAUUAGUAUGAAAUCCGAUAUUAUUCGGAAGCGCUCUCGACACGACGCUCGUGCACAGCGCUCCUCCCUCACUGAGCCCCCAAGCGCUUCUAACACGCCAGGCACUCCCUCCGAAACUCCUUCUCAAACUCAGACGCCCUCUGCGUCUCCAGGCGUUUCACGCCGCCCUACGCCUUCGCCUUCGCCAAUUCUAGCACCAGACAGUACCACUCAGCCUGUUGCCUCGCACAACAUGAGUGCGGGGAUGGGAGCAGGUGCAGGAAUGGUGGGUACGGGUAUGGGAGGCAGCAGCGAGUUGAUGGGUGCGCUGGGUGACACCUAUGCGGUGUAUAACCCCUUCCCUGGGCCAUACCACCCAGACUAUCUUAGCCAAAACUGGGUGCCGCCCAGUAUGGCUGGCGUCGGUAGUGGCACAAACGAGGCUGCCGGUAACAUUUCUAAUAACAACACCAAUCCCACUGCGAACGCCAACUCGAACUCUAAUACGACUGGGCGUACUGCCAAGCGCCGUCGUAUGAGCACUGACAGCGUGUCAGAGCCGCCUAGCAGCGCGGUUUCUUACUCCUCUUAUGGAGGAGACAGUUUCAGAACGGGUUCUGGUGCGACAAGCGCAGGUACUUCCUCGUCUUCGCGACGCAGCAGCAUGGACUUCCCAUUCUUCAGCCCUUAUACCGUAUUCCGAGGGAACGGUAACAACGCGUUCUGGCACCACUCUAGCAACGGUGGCGGUGCUGAACGCAGCCCGCAAUUCGUGCACCCUCCAAUGUUACCUGAAGCUGCUGGAAUCUCUGAUGGACACGCACAUGGGCAUGGGCGUGGUGGGCAUGGACACGGGAUGGAUUUCCUGCACCCGCCAAUGAUGCUUCCGCAGGAGGAAGAGAGUCUUUUCGCGACCUAUUUGCAUCCCCCGAUGAUUCUCCCGCAGGAGGGUGAGCAGGUACAGCAUGGGUAUGAGUAUGGACAGGGGGAGUACUACGAGACGGGGAACAUGCAGCAGUACUAG